Molecule: messenger RNA, 1617 nt
Organism: Paraphaeosphaeria sporulosa
Lineage: Eukaryota; Fungi; Ascomycota; Dothideomycetes; Pleosporales; Didymosphaeriaceae
Product: peptidase M18, aminopeptidase I
Exons: 4
Coding region: 12-1532 (506 amino acids)
Biological process (GO): proteolysis
Cellular component (GO): fungal-type vacuole
Molecular function (GO): zinc ion binding; metalloaminopeptidase activity
Source: RefSeq, a predicted model, not a curated record
CUGCACGCACCAUGUCUACCAAGCCGUCCCUCGCAGCCGCCGAGGACUUCCUGUCCUUUGUCAACGAUUCACCCACCCCCUUUCACGCCGUCAAAUCAUCCAAGGACCGGCUGGAAAAGGCCGGCUUCAAGCAGAUCAAAGAGCGCGACUCGUGGGCGUCCGCCCUGCAGCCCGGCGGGAAGUACUACCUUACCCGAAAUGGCUCCUCCAUCGUCGCAUUCGCCAUCGGCAAGAACUGGAAAGCUGGCAACCCCAUCGGCAUGAUCGGUGCGCACACCGACUCAUGCUGCCUUCGUCUCAAGCCUGUUUCGAAACGCCAGAGCGAUGGGUUCCUCCAGGUGGCAUGCGAGACAUAUGGCGGUGGCCUUUGGCACACAUGGUUCGACCGAGACCUGUCCCUCGCGGGCCGGCUCAUGGUCCGCACCGAGCAGGGCAACAUCGAGAGCCGCUUGGUCAAGGUUGAGAGGCCCAUCUUGCGUGUCCCGACCUUGGCUAUCCAUCUCGAUCGCCAGGAAGAUUUCAAAUUCAACAAGGAAGCUCAACUGUUCCCAAUUGCUGGCUUGGUCGCGGCAGAGUUGAACAGGCAGGGCAAGUCCGCUGAAGCUGCCAAAGAGGAAGAAAGCAAGGAAAGCCCUGUUGAACCGCUGGCUGCUCCUAUGCAGAGACAUCACACGUACCUGGUCGAGAUAGUUGCCGAGGAGGCCGGAGUGGACCCCAGCGAUAUCGUAGACUUUGAGUUGGUCCUAUAUGACACCCAGAAGGCUGUCGUGGGCGGUCUGAACAACGAGCUUAUCUUUUCCGCGCGCCUCGAUAAUCUGAUGAUGUCCUAUUGCAGCGUUGAGGGUUUGAUCCAAAGUCUCGCAUCGUCUUCUUCCUUAGAGAAGGAUUCCACGAUUCGUUUGAUCGCUCUUUUCGACCACGAGGAGAUAGGAAGCCGAACCGCACAGGGCGCGGACUCCAACCUCCUCCCCGCUGUCAUUCGUCGUCUUUCUGUGCUACCUCCUUCGGAGGGCUCCCACUCCGACAAGUCCUACGAUAAGCUAGAUGUCGAUUCGGCAACAGUCUACGAGCAAACCUUGGCGACGUCUUUCCUGAUUUCCGCCGACAUGGCCCACUCUGUGCACCCGAAUUACCCCGCAAAGUACGAGUCACAGCAUCGGCCCGAGAUGAACAAGGGCACUGUGAUCAAGAUUAACGCCAAUGCCCGGUACGCGACAAACUCGCCCGGAAUAGUGUUGGUGCAAGAGGCAGCUCGCCUGGCUAAGAGAGGUUCCGCAAGCCCUGCUUCUGUCAAAGAGGGCGUGCCACUUCAGCUUUUCGUAGUGAGGAACGACUCAUCCUGCGGAAGCACCAUCGGACCCAUGCUCUCAGCCGCCAUGGGAGCCCGCACACUAGACCUCGGCAACCCUCAAUUGAGUAUGCACAGUAUCAGGGAGACUGGUGGAGCGCACGACGUUGAGUAUGCCAUAAACCUGUUCGACAGCUUUUUUGAGCACUUUGAAGAUCUCGAGAAGAAAAUUAUUGUUGAUUAACUAGAAAAUCCGAAGCUAUAGGUGGAGAACUGCAUAAAGGGCAAUAAGAGUAGAUACCCUAGUAACGAAUAUACGUGUAUGAAAG